AAACAUAAACCUAGAUAGCACUCUCCAACACCCGCAGACGAACACUGUAACCUCAGGACACGAUCAACAAUGGCGUUGUUGAGGAUGGCAAUGGCGAGAACCGUCGCCAGCAAAAGCAAGGAUUCGUGUAUCGUGGCCUUCACAAGGUGGACUCACGCAAUCGCGCAGCCUCCGCCGCUGGACAGCGCGAUAAGCCAAUCGGCCGUAUUACCACCGUUGGUUUUGCCUGAAUCCGAAGGAAGCAUAGACACAAUCAUUAAUGACAUCGGGUCCGGUUUUUAUGGUGGCAUCGGAUCCAUGGAGCUCAUGGCCGUACCUAAGAAGAAGACUUCUCCUCACAAACGUGGGAUAAGAAAUGGACCAAAGGCUCUGAAACCUAUUCCAGUGAUCAUCCGUUGCAAGGUUUGUGGCCGAGUUAAGCUGCCUCAUUUCUUCUGUUGCAGUGGGCUUAGGGAUACCGAUGGACAGAAUGGUUCCACCAGCUGAUCACAGGUUCAUUUCAAUCGUACCUGGGGAAGCCCAUGAUAGACAUAGAAAUUAGAUGUGACAGUAAACCUGUUCCUUUCUUAUUUGAAAUUCCGUACAACUGAAAAUGCUUGAUAUUUGGUUUCUCUCUUUACGGUAGCCUCUAUGCUAUCAUAUAAUUCGUUGUCGACUUUAUUGCCAUAUACUGUUCUUUUCUUUUUCUUGGUUA
Molecule: messenger RNA, 694 nt
Organism: Cynara cardunculus var. scolymus (artichoke)
Lineage: Eukaryota; Viridiplantae; Streptophyta; Magnoliopsida; Asterales; Asteraceae
Exons: 3
Coding region: 70-486 (138 amino acids)
Biological process (GO): translation
Cellular component (GO): mitochondrial large ribosomal subunit
Molecular function (GO): structural constituent of ribosome
Source: RefSeq, a predicted model, not a curated record